Coregonus clupeaformis (lake whitefish) is the source of this 3343-nucleotide messenger RNA. RefSeq names its product proline-rich coiled-coil 1 (gene prrc1). Bases 145 to 1500 code for a protein of 451 amino acids. The record is from RefSeq and is a predicted model, not a curated record. Gene Ontology annotation, molecular function: protein kinase A regulatory subunit binding. The transcript has 9 exons. Gene Ontology annotation, cellular component: cytoplasm. Lineage: Eukaryota; Metazoa; Chordata; Actinopteri; Salmoniformes; Salmonidae. Gene Ontology annotation, biological process: activation of protein kinase A activity.
UGUCUGACGUCAUUAGAACGCGGCCAUCUUUCCACAGUUAGUGCAUUUGCUACUUCUCUUUUGGCUCAAUACAUUGGAAAUUGAUUGAUUUCCACCCAACUCGUUUCUCUGGAAUAUCAAGAUUUCAGACCGAAGGCCGGGAAGAUGAUGGAAGAAAGUGGAAUAGAGACCACCCCACCCGGCUCCCCGCUGCCUCCCCCUAGCAUGGCAGCCGCAGUCAACUCCCCUCCCCUGACUAUGGGCAUGUCCAGUCCCCUGUCCCUCCCCAGAACCACCGGCAUAUCCACCUUCGCCCCCGAGGGCUUCUCCACCCCCGUCCCUCUCGCUGUUUCCACCUCCAUCCCCCCUAUCCACUCCUCCAUGCCCCCUCCCUUCGGCAGCCCCAUGCCCGCCCUGUCCUCCCCCCACUUCCCCCCUCCGCCCAUGGGGGGAGCCCCGUACACCACCAGCCCCAUGGCCUUCUCCUCCCCCUCCACCUAUCCCUCCCCGCCCCCGAUGGGCUCUGUGGCCCCGCCUCCGACCGGUCCGGUGAUGUCGGCGCCACCGAUGGGCCCGCCCACCACGGGCUUUACCAUGAGCGCGGGCUAUGACAUCACGCGGGGGCACGCCGGACGCACACCGCAGACGCCGCUCAUGCCCAGUUUCUCCAGCGCCGCCCCGAUGCCAGGGGUAGUAUCCAACCCAAUGGUGCAGCAGCCCAUGAUGUCAGGGGGUCUAGACGCCGGCUCCCCCAUCACCUUCCCCGAGGUCGAAAACGAGGACCCCCGAGUUGCCAUUGACGCCAACGCGGGGGGCGGCAUUUGGGGUUUCUUCAAGGGCGUGGCAGGUAACCACAUGGUAAAGACGGUCCUGGAUAAGACCAAGCACUCAGUGGAAUCCAUGAUCACCACUCUGGACCCAGGCAUGGCUCCAUACAUCAAGUCGGGCGGGGACUUGGACAUCGUGGUGACGUCAGACAAAGAGGUGAAGGUGGGGGCGGUGAGAGAUGCCUUCCAGGAGGUGUUUGGCAUGGCCAUGGUGACCGGGGAGGCCGGCCAGUCCAACAUCGCCCCGCAGCCCGUUGGCUACGCAGCCGGAGUCAAGGGGGCCCAGGAGCGCAUCGACAGCCUGCGGCGGGCGGGCGUCAUCCACGAGAAGCAGCCCGUGGUCUCUGUGGAGAACUUCAUCGCCGAGCUGUUCCCUGACAAAUGGUUUGACAUUGGCUGUCUGAUCCUGGAGGAUCCUGGAGCUGGCAUUCACAUUGAGACCUUCACUCAGGCUACUCCACUGGCCUUGGAGCACGUCCAGCAGGCCCAGUCCCUGACCCCUCCGGACUACAGCCUCCGCUGGUCGGGCCUGCUGGUGACGGUGGGUGAGGUGCUGGAGCGCAAUGUGCCCAACGUGUCGCGCACGGACUGGCACCAGGCCUUUACGGGCAUGUCUCGCCGCCAGAUGACCCAGAGCGCCGCCAAGGCCCUAGCGGGCAUGUACAAGCAGCAGCUUCCACCCAGGACAAUGUGAGGUGGCACCAUAUCCCCCAGCCACCAUGUCUCAAUACUGACAAUUAGGGGGAGGGAGAACCAGAGGGGGUUGGGCAGAAGAAGUGGCAGCUGUUUCGCCAAAUGGGAUUCCUACUCUGCUUCUAGCCGUCCGUCCUGAUUGGGCAAAAAGCCAAAUGCAAUUUUCUCGUUAUGUUUUAUUAUUUGUGUGUAGCAAGGUUUUAUGGUUUGAAACAUUCCGGCAUGCCAACUGGUUGGAGAGAACGAUGGAAAUGGAUUGUUCCUUCAAAAACAGGGAAACCAUACGUUUUUUCUAAAUCAACUUUUUCCCCCAGCUAAGGCCCAAAAAGAAAUGCAAUUUUUGAGAUAUCAUGGCAAACUAGCUCAUUAAAGUAAUGAUUAAUUAUUUGUAAUGAUUAUUUGAAAUUUGUAGAUUGUCCCCCUUUUAUUGAGAAAGUAUUGUUAUUUGUGACUCUUGAUGGUAAAUAUCUGAGAUCUAAUUAACUUUUAAUGUAUUUAACAAACUGUAUUCAAAUCAUGUAAAUAUGCAGAAUGCGGUGUUGUAUUAGUUUUGGAUGAACACGCAGGUGUACGUGUUUUAUAAAUGGGGAACGAUCCAGUGCUUUGUCUUUUAGAGCAGGGGAGUCGAACUCAUUUUGCCAGGUCCGGAGUGAGUCACUGAAAAUGUGUUAUAUUUCCAUUAUAGGUAGGUCCAUUAUAAUUUCUACACAUUUUCGCUUUUGGUUUGAAUCAUUUUAAAGUAUAUUGAGUUUGUUCCCCCCCCCACCCCCAUGUUUUAUUUUACUCAAACUGAAUUGGACCCUGUAUGUUUGACACCUGUGUUUUAGAGCGUAUAGCCAGUGAUCGUGUUGUACGUCAACCACCAACCUUCCAUUCCAUUUCUCUCUCCUUACCACAAAAAUCUACUUUUUUCUAUAUGAAUUACCUGCAGGCUAAAUGCUAUCUUGAGAUCGUUGCAUGUAACUUGUAUUUUUAUGCAAAUCUCUCAUUGACGGCAAUGUGGGAUUUACGUAAAAGUCAAUUUCACACUUGGCCCAUGUAACUCAAUGGAGGCUUUGGACUGAAUGAGCUGUAAUGUGUGCACCGAAAUAUCAGGGCCUUUAAAACCAUUAGUUGUAACGUUUUGUACUUUUGUUUGUUGUAUGUAUACAUGUGUACGUUCGUAUGUAUGGAUACGUAUGUAUACGUGUGUUAAUAUAAAAAUUGUUGCUCUGUACAUUAAUGCUACACAGGCUAUUACAUGCACACAUACUUUACAUGUUAGUGGAAUCCAAUGAUUUUCAAAUGAAGGGUGAAAUUACAUUAUUUUCGAUCUACGAAUUGGAAUGAUUCAUUGGAAGGUGUUUCCUCAUUGAAAAUGACUUGCCUGAUGAUUUUUUUUGGAGCCCAUUUUAUCUUAAGUCAAUCCUUUAGUUUGUCCAACGUUACCAUUGUUCUAUACUGUGUGAACGCACCCCUUACAAGAAAAACAAAAAAAUGUUACUCGAGUGGUAACAGAGGAGUGCAACAGGAAAACACAAAGCUGUAUAUGAUCUCUGGGUUUUGUUUGGAAGGCUUCCAUUUGUUAUUCGUUGCUGCUGCUCGAGGCUGUAGUACUCCCUGUUCUCCAAAACAUGGAAGUCCCAUGGUAGUGGGAUGCAACACUACUAGAUCAAGAGGUCAGUAAACAACUUUUCUGGGAUAGUUCUUCAACUAUGCCAGAAAAAUACUAGGACUUUGCUUUAACUCUUUGCUUUUUAACUGGUUUUAUGUCCAAAAGAUAGUGAUUUUCUGUGUUGGUCUUUUCUUGACUCCUAAAUGUGCCUUUCUUCAUGGGGAGAGAGUAAAGAUCAAUUUUUUUCAUA